AUCCUGUCUUUACCACUAGAAUGGGAUCAGUGUCCCCUUCCCCUCCGUCUCAGUACCUGCAUCACCAUCGUCAUCCUGUCUUUACCACUAGAAUGGGAUCAGUGUCCCUUCCCCUCAGUCUCAGUACCUGCAUCACCAUCGUCAUCCUGUCUUUACCACUAGAAUGGGAUCAGUGUCCCCUUCCCCUCCGUCUCAGUACCUGCAUCACCAUCGUCAUCCUGUCUUUACCACUAGAAUGGGAUCAGUGUCCCCUUCCCCUCCGUCUCAGUACCUGCAUCACCAUCGUCAUCCUGUCUUUACCACUAGAAUGGGAUCAGUGUCCCUUCCCCUCAGUCUCAGUACCUGCAUCACCAUCGUCAUCCUGUCUUUACCACUAGAAUGGGAUCAGUGUCCCCUUCCCCUCCGUCUCAGUACCUGCAUCACCAUCGUCAUCCUGUCUUUACCACUAGAAUGGGAUCAGUGUCCCCUUCCCCUCCGUCUCAGUACCUGCAUCACCAUCGUCAUCCUGUCUUUACCACUAGAAUGGGAUCAGUGUCCCUUCCCCUCAGUCUCAGUACCUGCAUCACCAUCGUCAUCCUGUCUUUACCACUAGAAUGGGAUCAGUGUCCCCUUCCCCUCAGUCUCAGUACCUGCAUCACCAUCGUCAUCCUGUCUUUACCACUAGAAUGGGAUCAGUGUCCCCUUCCCCUCCGUCUCAGUACCUGCAUCACCAUCGUCAUCCUGUCUUUACCACUAGAAUGGGAUCAGUGUCCCUUCCCCUCAGUCUCAGUACCUGCAUCACCAUCGUCAUCCUGUCUUUACCACUAGAAUGGGAUCAGUGUCCCCUUCCCCUUAAUGUAGUUUAUUUAUUUCUGGGUCAGUUGUGAGCAGUGUCGGUCUGUUUUGUUUACCCUUGAUUAAUAAACCCUUUCUCCUUGUUCGUCUUCUCCCUCAGUUGUGACAGGAGCCACGGAUGGAAUCGGGAAAGCCUAUGCGGAGGAGCUGGCUCGGAGGGGAUUUUCCAUUGUGCUAAUCAGCCGCACCCAGGAGAAACUGGAUGAUGUGGCCAAGUCCAUCGAGAGCAAAUAUGGAGUUGAGACCAAAUCCAUCGCUGUAGAUUUCAGUGCGACGGACAUAUAUCCCAAGAUUGAAGCUGGACUGACCGGGCUAGAGAUUGGCGUUCUGGUAAAUAAUGUGGGAAUGUCCUACUCCUAUCCGGAAUUCUUCCUCAACGUUCCCAACCUGGAUAGUUUCAUCGACACAAUGGUGAACAUCAACAUCACGUCUGUUUGCCAGAUGACCCGUAUGGUGCUACCUGGGAUGGUAGAGAGGAAAAAGGGGGCAAUCCUCAACAUCUCUUCUGCCAGUGGGAUGUACCCUUGUCCCCUCCUCACGGUCUACUCUGCCUCGAAGGCUUUUGUGGACUUCUUCUCCCGAGGGCUAGAGGCUGAGUACAAGAGCAAAGGGAUCCUCAUCCAGAGUGUCCUGCCAUUCUUUGUGGCCACCAAGCUGAGUAAGAUCCGGCGAGCCACACUGGACAAGCCCAACCCUGACCGCUAUGUGGCCGCGGAGCUCAACACGGUGGGGCUGCAGAGCCAGACCAACGGCUACCUGCCUCACGCAGUCAUGGGCUGGCUGACCACUGUGCUGUGCCCUGCCAGGCUCCUGAACAGCUACAUCAUGGGGCUACACCUGGGGAUGCGCUCACGCUACCUGAAGAAACAGAAACAGGGCUAGAGGUACGAUCAGGGGAAAGGAGGGGCAGGUGUGGAGAGAAAGGGGACCAACACGAAUCCACCUGCUCCGUUCUUCCAUACCCCUCACAGACCAGGCACAGGGCUGGCAGACUGCUAGUGUGUUGAAUUUAGUCUACAGUAUUCUCUGGCUUGGCUAAUCAGCUCGGAGGAACAUCCUGGAGUUGAAGCAUUGACCAGGCACUUAAACAUAAUGCACUAAGUUCAAUUAAACUGUUGAAUUUUUUCUUCUUGUGGACAGGUAUUAGGAGCUGUGCUUGUGGAGCGACCACUUCAAAAAACAAUACUAGUUGGACAGGUAUUAGGAGCUGUGCUUGUGGAGCGACCACUUCAAAAAACAAUACUAGUUGGACAGGUAUUAGGAGCUGUGCUUGUGGAGCGACCACUUCAAAAAACAAUAUAAUACUAUAAUACUAGUUGCAACUUUAUUCCUUCCAAAUGUUUUGUUGUUGGAGUCGUGUUGAACUCAGAAAAAAAACAAAUAUUGAAAGAAAUGGAUUUGAGUCAAUCUGAAACGGCAAAGGGCAGGAAAAUGGCUGUUCUCCCUGGAUUGUAUUUACAAUGAAAAAGGUUGUUGUGUACAAAUCAUGUAUUAAUGAACCUACAAAAGGGAGACUAAAGAGACCUAGUUAACAGAACGGUUCCUGUUUGCAUACUGGUUGGAUUGAUGUCCCGUUUUGAAGAAGGUUGUGUCUGCUAGCAUGUCAGUAUGGUAGGUAGUUAACACACUAGGGAAUGGGUUGAGUUAACCCGGUCUUGUUUGGACUGACUGGUUGGUCUUCAAUACAGAAGGGACACUACAAGCCAUUCUCUGGUCAUCAAGGCAGUGUCUCAACAACAACAACAAAAAGUAGAUACAAGCUGUUAAACAGUUCAGGCCAUUUUACUGUUGAACCAAAUGCCUUGUCCAACUGUUUUGUUCUGGUUAAUUUCUAUCAAGCAGUCAGUGGUCCGUUAACAGAUGUUUCUUAACAUGCUUCACACGCUGUCUGUUUUUUCAACUCUAAGCAUUUUGUUGUACAUCUUAAUGCCACUGUUAUCUUACUCUAUGAGCUCACCAAGGUGACACAUUAAUAUUGUCUUCUGUUAUUUGGUUAAUGAAAGCUUGGCCUUUGAUUUGCUUUUACAUGCAUUUAAGGUCUUUAACAUUGUGGGAAUUUGUAAGGUUUGGUCGAGAGCUUGUGUAUAUUCCCAGUCUGUCAUGCUGGCCUCAAUAAAACACUGUUCAACCAUCUCUCUGGCAUGUUCCCAGUCUGUCAUGCUGGCCUCAAUAAAACACUGUUCAACCA
Oncorhynchus kisutch (coho salmon) is the source of this 3022-nucleotide messenger RNA. RefSeq names its product very-long-chain 3-oxoacyl-CoA reductase-B-like. The record is from RefSeq and is a predicted model, not a curated record. The transcript has 9 exons. Lineage: Eukaryota; Metazoa; Chordata; Actinopteri; Salmoniformes; Salmonidae. Bases 1180 to 1716 code for a protein of 178 amino acids. Gene Ontology annotation, molecular function: oxidoreductase activity. Gene Ontology annotation, cellular component: endoplasmic reticulum.